Coregonus clupeaformis (lake whitefish) is the source of this 5803-nucleotide messenger RNA. RefSeq names its product SAM and SH3 domain-containing protein 1. The record is from RefSeq and is a predicted model, not a curated record. Gene Ontology annotation, molecular function: protein binding. The transcript is spliced from 20 exons. Bases 1038 to 5186 code for a protein of 1382 amino acids. Lineage: Eukaryota; Metazoa; Chordata; Actinopteri; Salmoniformes; Salmonidae.
GUAGGAGAGAGACGUGAAUCAAACCAGCAACGAAACUGCUCAUGUAAACUGUGUGACAGGCGGAUGGAAUGCGCAUCUUUCUCUGCCUCUCUUGCGGUUAACUUUGGACUCUGUGUGAGGACUUGUUAACCGUGCGCGCAUGGGUUCCGUGACAGGUUGUAAAGAAGGAAUUCCAACACUAUUUUUAAAGCCACACGCGGAUCUGGGGGCGUGGACCGCUCGAGCACAGACCGUUUGGCUCGAGGAACAUUGAAUGUGACUGUUGGCUGUGGAUUGUCGUACCACUCUACCGGCUUGGAGUGCCCAGGCAUACCCAAAGCAUUUGGACACAACAUGGUCCGAGCUGUCGCUCUCGUUGGUACGGGAUUGCUUUGAGUUUAAAUGAUAUUUUCUGUCAAUUUUCUUCUCAUUGGAAUACGUACAUUUUGCUCCGAUUGAGGGUUUACAAGAGGAGUGAGGGCGGCGUGGAAGGAAUAGGCUACUACAGCGGGAGCAAAGCGUCUCCAAAUAGCGCAACGUUGGAACGUUAAAUAAUGAUUUUUUCUUUGCCUAAAGUGAUUGUUUACGGUGAACCUGGCAUGUCGAUAUGGGCGAGUAACAUCGAUGGCCAAAUGACAUCGGGGAUUUGAGAGCUGUCACCGCAGCCACUGAACUCAUCUCCGUCUGCAAAUAUUGGCAUGUGUCAAAUGAUAUCAGUGUAUUUCGUUUCACUGACCUUUUUCACCAGGUUUAUUGGAUAUUAUCACAGAAUAACGGGAGCGCAUAUAUUCCAUAUUCCCUAUAACAAAAAAUAAUAGAAUUUUGAACUACGUAGCCUACAUUUUAGGCUAUUAGGACUGAGUCAUGGAUUUUAACAGUUGCAUUGUCCUUUCUUCGUGUGUUCCUGACCUUUAGACUGCAUUAGGCCUAUUUGCGAAGAUACUGCAAUUUUCAUUUGCAUUUAACAAUGAGAUUUAAAAUCAGUUUGGGGAAGUAAUUAUUGGUGGUGUUCAGUUCUGCACUCUUUACAUUAGCUUACUUAGCUACAACACCCAAACAUGACAAGCACUGGACCUGUCAUCGUGUUUGAGUGGCUGAAGACACUCCAACUCUCUCAGUAUGUGGAGUCCUUCGUGGAUAACGGCUACGAUGAUCUGGAAGUUUGCAAACAAAUUGGGGACCCCGACCUGGAUGCUAUCGGUGUCUACAUACCGCACCACCGGCAAAGGAUCCACAACGCGGUGCAAAGGCUGAAAGACGAAGAUAAGGAGACCGCGGCGGGGCUGUAUUUUACACUUGAGCCGAUGCCCCCCGCGUCCGAAAUGUAUCCUAGUCACCUGGUGGACCAGUACGAGUCCAAACUGCGGGGGUCCAAGUCUUGGACCGAACCGAAUAGUGACCGGGUCGGAAGGAAUGGGGGCACGUAUCUGGGCGGGCAGAGGAACCUGACGCUUGGCAACCGGAGGGAGCUGGUGAUUUACCCCAAACUGAAGCUGAAGAUCAUGAUUAGGGAUAAAGUCAUUAGAGAUGGAGUCAACCUUGCCAGGCCGCCAUACUCAAACAAGGAUGGUUCUCUGGGGAACAUUGAUGACCUGGCCCAGGAGUAUUCUGAGUACUACAACACCUGCUUCAGUGACGUCAGCGACCGCAUGGAGGAGCUACGUAAGAGACGUGUGUCCCAGGACCUCGACAUGGAGAAAGUUGACACAAGCCCCACCUCUCUGCAGCUUCGCUCGGAGAUCCAGGAGUCCCUUGGUUUCAGCAGUGAGGUGUCCACUCCAGAGACAGAGAGAAAGAUGUCUCUGCACAAGUCCAGCUCUGAAGACGGCUCUGGAGGUAAAUGGGACAAUAAGAAGAAGAACAAAUCAUUCUGGCAGAAUUUCCGCAAGACGUCUCAGAAGGGAGUCAUGCGGCAGACGUCAAAAGGAGAGGACAUAGGCUAUGUGGCCAGUGAGAUCACCAUGAGUGAUGAAGAGCGCAUCCAGCUGAUGAUGAUGGUGAAGGAGAAAAUGAUCACUGUGGAAGAGGCUUUAGCUCGGCUGAAGGAGUAUGAGAACCAUAGCAGACAGUCCAGCAGUACUGACACUGCAGAGUGGACUGAUGGAUCCACUCCCAAUCUAAACCAGUCCUCAAACUGCAAAUCUCGGGAGCAGUCUGAUGAUGAGCAGACAGAGGACUCAAUGAAGUUCAAGCGGCUCCACAAGCUGGUCAACUCUACCCGCCGCGUCAGGAAGAAACUAAUCAAGGUGGAAGAGGGCAAGAAACACGGCUCCGAAGAUUCUCUGAGCCUGGAGGCAUCUCCUACAUGUGAGGACAACACAGCCCUGUACACAGGGGUCCUGAAGAAGUCCAGCCUGCCCCAGGAUGCCUCCAUGUCCUCCCUGACCCAGGACCAGCUCUCUCUGGACGGGGACACAGACAGCCUGACCACCUCCCCUUCCUCCAGCAGCCUGGACACCAACUGGUCCGGACACAAGCUGGUCAAGGCCUUCUCUAAGUCCAGCAGCACCCACGGCCUCAUCCGGCCCCCCAGGAGAGUCCCUGCUGGGUCUGAGGGUCUGGGAGCCGUCGGGGUGGGAGGUAGUGGAUCCUCCUUCUCGGAGCUGGACGGCUGUGGUGCAGAGGCCGAAGAGAAGGUGUCGCACUCCAUGACGGAGGGCGAGAUGCGGAAAGCCCUGACCUCUCUCUCCCAUGGGAGGACAUGUAGUUUUGGAGGGUUUGACCUGUCCAACCGGUCGCUCCAUGUGGUCAGUGCAGGCUCAGAGCCCAAUAGUAAGGAUCCAGAGGCUAUAUACCGGGAGGUAGUCAAGUCUCCCAACACGUCCCGUAUCUCUCUGGGGAAGAAGGUGAAGUCUGUCAAAGAGACCAUGAGAAAACGCAUGUCCAAGAAGUACAGCAGCUCAAUGUCUGAACAGUCGAGCCCAGACGGGGCUCCCAGCUCCCCCCAGUCCCCUCAGCCAGACACAGACUCUCUGGAGAAACCCAAGCUGAAGGCUGGAGGAUCAGUGGAGAGCCUCCGGAGCUCCCUCAGUGGACAAAGCUCCAUGAGUGGUCAGACAGUCAGCACCACAGACUCGUCUGCCAGUAACAGAGAGAGUGUGAAGUCUGAGGAUGGAGAUGACGAGGAGCCUCCCUACAGAGGGCCCUUCUGUGGCAGGGCGCGAGUACACACUGACUUCACCCCUAGCCCCUACGACUCAGACUCCCUCAAACUAAAGAAAGGGGAUGUGAUCGACAUCAUCAGUAAGCCUCCCAUGGGGACGUGGAUGGGCCUGCUCAACAACAAGGUGGGCACCUUUAAGUUCAUAUAUGUGGACGUGCUGAGUGAGGAGGAGGAGAAGCCCAAGAGACCUGUCAGGAGGAGGAGGAAGGGCAGACCUCCCAAACCCACCUCUGUAGAAGAGCUGCUGGAACGCAUCAACCUCAAGGAGCACAUGCCUACCUUCCUGUUUAACGGCUAUGAGGACCUGGACACCUUCAAGCUGCUGGAGGGGGAGGAUCUAGAUGAGCUCAACAUCAGAGACCCUCAACACAGAGCUGUGCUGCUCACCGCUGUGGAGCUACUGCAGGAGUAUGACAGCAGCAGCGACCCGGAGCGGAGUGGCCUGUCAGGCUCUCAGGAGAAGCUGCUAUCAGAGGGCCACAUCCUGGUGGGUGACUCACCACGUGACUCUGGCUGCUACGAGAGCAAUGAGAACCUGGAGAAUGGCAAGAGCAGGAAGACAUCUCGCUCCAACCGCUCCUCUGCGGGCCUCCAGUCCCCAGACUACCCCACCCUGCCCAUGACCCAGUCCACUGAGGCCCUGCAGCAGAGCAAGCUAGAGCACGCAGCGAAGUUCACAAAGCACUUCUUCCUCAAGCCCACCCUGAGGGGCUUCAGCCUGCUGGGGCUGAGGAAGGGCCACCGCCGGACCCGGACCCCCAUGCCGGCCAGCCGCAGCUGUGAGGACCUGGACGGGCCACCGGAGGCCACCGGCCCCCAGGCCUGGAAGAGAUCCCACUCCCUGGGGGACCUCCACUGGGAGCAGGCCUUCGAACAGAAGAAGGACUACAGCCUAGAGCUCAAGCCCGCUAAAGGUGUCUCCAAGUCGGGCAACAGCAGCACGGUGAAGGGCCUCCAAAGUCAUGGAAAUGGGGGUUCAUCACCGGCUCAGAAUGGAGAGAGUGCUGUGAGCCCUAAAGGGCGUUCUGACCACUCCCCUGUGCCCUCCCAGCUGCCCCUCAGACCCCCCUGUCCCACCGCCCCGCUUCCCCAGCCCCAGGUGACCCUCCCCAGCCUGCUCCCCAGCCCUCCUGAAUCCCAGCUGGGGGAGAGGAGCAUCCGGACUCACCCCAAAAAGCCCCCAGUGCCCCCUCCCGUUCCAGUCAAGAAAUCCAAGGAGCGCCUGGCCAAUGGAAUGCGCCACCGCUCUCUUGUCCUCUCCUCCCCCACUCAUUCAUAUACCUCCACCCACUCUCAUCCCCCCAGCCCUGUCAUCAGCAGCCCCAGUGCUCCAGCCCUCCCCAGUAAGGCCUCCAGUACCCCUGCCUCCCCCUCUCCAGCCAGCCCCUCUCCAGCCUCCCCUGCCUCCACCACCACCACCGGCAGUCCAGAGCCAGACGAACCAGGCACCCCCCCAGCCGUGCCCCCUCCCUGGCUGUCUGACCUGCCCGAGUCGGCCUGCCCUCAGGCUCAGAUCCAGGGCGGUGGUGGCAAGAUGGCGGUGGCCAGGAAGGUGUCCUAUGCUAAAAUGGCCGUCGAUCUCCACAGCGUGCUGGAGCAGAGACUGGAAGCCGAGAGCAUCGACCUCACAGAGGAACCCUACUCAGACAAGCAUGGUCGGUGUGGUAUCCCCCAGCCCCUGGUGCAGCGCUACAGUGAAGACCUGGAGCAGCCAGUGAAGGAUGUGGCAUCCAACAUGGACCAGGUCCGCGUCAAGCAGCUCCGCAAGCAGCACCGCAUGGCUAUCCCGUUCGGAGGUUUGACAGAGAUGUGCAGGAAGCCUCUCUCCGCAGGUCACGUGAGCACCGUCUCUGAUUGGCUGGUGUCCAUCGGCCUACCCAUGUACGCCUCACCGAUGGCAGCUGCAGGAUAUGACACAUUGGGACGUGUGUCCUCUCUCACGGAGAGCGGCGUGUGGGAAGCGGGGGUGCGGGACGAGAGGCACGUUCGUAGACUUGUGAGCGAGGCCCGAUUGGUCAGCGCACACAGAGACGGACAGUCAUAACCUUGACAGUGGAGCCCAUGCAGGUGUAACUGGGACAGUUGAACGGCUACGGCACAGAUGACACAGUUGAAACUAAAGCACAGUUGCAAAUAAAUGCAGAACUGAAUAACUGUGAAAGUGACCACAGCACAGCUUCCAGCACCUAUUGAGACUUUUGACUGGACUGCGGAUUGCGGGUGGCUUGUAGUUGCAGCCCAGCUAACACUUGAGACUUAUGAGCAGCAAACCUGUUCUUAUUCCCCCGUCUUUAUCAAUCUGUCUCUCUCGCUUUCUAUUCCUCUCUUUCAGAUGUUUACGGUGAGAUUGUUCCGACUGCCGAGAACAGUUAUCAGAUGCCUUUAAAACUGACUGUUUCCUUCUGAAACAUCCCCCCAGUCUUAAAAUACAAGACUGAGAAGAACUGCCUUUGAGGAAAUUAGCACACUUUUUUUAGACUAUUUUUUUUACUCUCCUUUUAAAGACUGUUUAUUGAUGUUUUUCUCUGUGUUUCAGAAGUGCUUGAUUUUUAUCUCUUGUGCAAGACAAAAGCACUGGGAGAGUAGUAAGAGGAUGUACAGUGGGGAAAAAAAGUAUUUAUUCAGCCACCAAUUGUGCAAGUUCUCCCACUUAAAAAGAUG